Messenger RNA from Drosophila hydei, 1461 nucleotides. RefSeq lists its product as uncharacterized. Gene Ontology annotation, molecular function: peptidyl-prolyl cis-trans isomerase activity. The transcript has a single exon. The record is from RefSeq and is a predicted model, not a curated record. Gene Ontology annotation, biological process: protein peptidyl-prolyl isomerization. The coding region runs from base 115 to 1323 and encodes 402 amino acids. NCBI's taxonomy places the organism in Eukaryota, Metazoa, Arthropoda, Insecta, Diptera, Drosophilidae.
GUUAACUUUUCCAAAGUCUAGUCUAUUCCAAUUCCACAACGAGUUACCCGGAGAAAAAUUCAAGUAUAUAUAUAAUUUGCGUUUUGGUUAGCGAUAAGUCGAUACGUGCCAAAUAUGUUUAUUAAAGAUGUGACCAAUGAACUGCGAACAAAGCAACAGCCGUUGGCCCCUGGCCAAAAGGUGGCGCCAUAUGUUGCAGCAGUGACGCGCGGUCCCUAUACACUCACGAAUCCCGUCUACAGCAGCCCCAAAGUUGAAGAGGAUAGCUCCAAGAUGCAUAGCCAUACGUUUAAUGUCAAAAUCGCAGCGCCGAUCAAAAGCCACAAAUACCAUCAGCGCCUGCUGCCGUCGCCGAUGCCGAUAUGCAAGGCGAAUCGGAUCAAGUCGCGUUCCCAUUUGCUCAUGAACGAGCAGCGGGAGAUGUAUCGACAGCAUCGCGAUCGGCUUGCCAAUAUCAAGGGCAAGGUCAACAGUUGCCUGCCACCGCCCAAGGUCAAACUGAGAGAGGGCAAUUGCAUGGAGCUGUCCUAUAUGGAGAUGCUCACCGCGCUCUAUCGCAAGAGCAACAAUACGCUACGCACCUUUACCAAGUCGCCGGAUCCGCUGGCCACGGGGCGCUGGCGCAACACGAGCUUGGCCCGCGAAAAGGAGCGCAAUCAGCUGGAGAAGAAUCAUGUGCUUCAUCAAGGCGGCAAGCUCUUCGAUCCGCACUUGGGCAAAUCGCGCCGCUGCAAGCCCAAAGUGCCGCACGUGUUCAGCUAUGAGGUGCCGCUGCAUGUGCUCCACCGAUACGAGGAGCUGAUGAACAUCUGCGAUGUGGGCGUGCUCUGCAAGCUGCUGCGGCCUCAAAUUUACAUGGACUUAGAAGUGAUUGGCACCCGCAUCAUGGGUCGCCUGGCGAUUCAGCUAUUCACGGAGGCCUGUCCGCAGGUCGUGCUGGAAUUCAUGCGUGUCUGCACGCACCAAAGUUCGCGCAGCAUUUCCUUCACACGCACCUUCGCACCCAUCUGGCUGGAGGGCCAUAUUGCUCUCGAUCCCGAGCGCAGCAUUGACAUGAGCAACAUCGAGCACGACUUCGAGGUGCUCAACCAUGGUGUCGAUGCGGGCAUUCUCUCCUUUCCCAGUCGCUAUGUGCGUGGCAACAGCCGUACCGACCUCAACUUCACCAUCAGCUUCAAGCCGCUGUCCAUCAUGAAUGGCAAGCGGGUCGCCUUCGGUAAGGUGCGCAAGGGUAUGCAGCUGUUGGAGCGCAUACACGAUGCCACCGCACAUCUGGCCAAGAAACAUGAGCUGGUUGUCAUCAGGGACUGUGGCGUUCUCUGAACUCGCCACAAACCUAAUUAUGGAAUCCAAUUCGUAAAAUUUUGCAUCAGAUCUACUACGGUCUUUGGCUUCAGUGCUCAAUUUGUAUCUUAUUCAAAUGACUGUUUUUAUGACAACUAUAAAAUUGUAUGUUGACUG